Molecule: messenger RNA, 324 nt
Organism: Striga asiatica
Lineage: Eukaryota; Viridiplantae; Streptophyta; Magnoliopsida; Lamiales; Orobanchaceae
Source: the annotation of a GenBank genome assembly
AUGGACUAUUUCAAGGGCGGCGGGGGUGAGGGAGCAGAAGGGCUAGAGCUUGGUGGGGGUGGUCGGAAGAUGUGGGGGUACUUUCGGAGGAAGGCGGCGGGGCCGCGGUUGAGGUGGAGGCGCUGGGAGAGGCGGGUCGGAGGUGGAGGCAAGGAUGAAGAUCUAUAUAGAGAUGACCUUGAGGAGGUUCUUGUUCUUGUCCAUCAGCUUCUCGAAGGUGGGGUCACGGGACCCGAGGCCACAUACUGGGCAGACGUCGUUUUCGUGCGGCGGAGGGCAGUGGCGGAGGGGAUGAUUUUCUUUACGAUUUGGACUUGUAUCUAA